Schistosoma bovis is the source of this 2676-nucleotide messenger RNA. The record is from the annotation of a GenBank genome assembly. NCBI's taxonomy places the organism in Eukaryota, Metazoa, Platyhelminthes, Trematoda, Strigeidida, Schistosomatidae.
GAGUUUGACCUUGAAUCCCGUUGUCACGUUUUACUUGGGUCGUAAUUAAUCAGGCAUCCGAAUGCUCGUUUAAGAGCUGCAGUGAUCUGUAAAUGGAUAAUAUGAAUAUACACACCAUCGAUAGUAAGACUUCUUCACGGAAUUCAGUGAAUUUAGACAGAAGUCGUUCAACCUUAUUUAAGAAAUUUUUGCAGAAGGCUGCAGAAACUGCUUCCUCCCCGAUAGACUUCAAUUUGUCAUUGAGAAAAGCGGAGAAACGAUAUGCGUUUCAUCCUGAAUCAUUCAGUAAUUUGAUACUUCAAGACAAACCCACCCUCCAUCGAAACAAAUCAAUGUUGGAAGUGAAAAAACAUACUAUUGACAGGGAUAAACAUAAUCCAUCAAGGCGUAGAAGAAAAUUGCAGAAAUCUUAUACUACUGAAACUGAUAUUAUUUCAUAUGAAGAAGAUAGACAGCAAAGUCUUCUUAAAGUAUGGCGAUAUGAUAUAUUAACUCAUUGGAAAUCAGGUUAUCCAUCUAAACAUAUAAGACAAUACUUUUGGGAAGGUGUUCCUUCAGCUAUUCGUCCCCAAGUUUGGUCUUUACUACUUGGUAAUAAAUUAGGAAUAACUCGAGAAUUAUUCAAUACUUGUCUUAGUCAAAGUAAACAUCAUAUUAAAACGAAUAUCAUUGAACAUUCUGGUAUCAUUCAAUAUGAGACAACAAAUUCUAAUCAUAAUGAACUUUAUUCAUUAUUUAACUUAAAUAACACUGAAAAUUCUACAUUUAAUUGUUCUAUGUGUAAUUUUAUAUUCAGUAAAUUGAAUACCAUACCAAUUAAACGAGAAUUUACACAUAUCCCUUGUGUUACCAGUAAUUUAACAAAUUUACAUCAACAUUAUAUGAAAAAUUCUUCCGAAGGGGUGGAAGUAAUAGAAGCAUAUGUUUCAACAAACUCUUUCAAAAUAGAUCCAUCAGAUUUUGAACAAUCAAAUCGAACAGAUCAUACUAUGAAUUUGCAUGCAAUUAAAGUAGACAUGUAUCAAAUAUAUCCAACAUUGGAUUUAUUCUUACCUGGUUAUCCAUAUCAUGAGAGAUUACAUGAUUUAUUAUCAGCUUUUAUUACUUAUAAACCUGAAAUUGGUUAUAUACCAGGGAUGUCAUGGAUAGCUGGUAUGGCUUUGAUAGUUUUUGAUAAUACAUAUGAUGCAUUUGUAACGUUUGCAAAUAUUUUAAAUAGGUCAUAUCAUCAAGCAUUUUAUAGUAUGGAUGAAGAGAAAUUUCUACUAUAUUUUAAUGACUUCGAUAAGUUGUUCUCUAGGUGUCUACCUCGACUUUAUAAACAUUUUAAAGAAGUUGGUUUCGAAACAACUAUGUUUCUGUUCGAUUGGUUCUUUACAUUAUUCAGUCGAAUACUUCCAUUAGAAACAUGUAUACGAAUAUGGGAUUUAUAUUUUCUAUAUGAAGAAUCUGCUUUGUUUUACGCAGCUUUGGCAAUAUUGAGAUUAUGUGAAAAAGAUUUACUGUCUAAUAAUUUCGAUGACUUAUCAUCAUAUUUAUCUAGUGCAACAUUAUUACAAUCACUGACACCAGACCUAUUAAUUAUUUCUAUGUAUUCGUUUCAUCAUUUAAAACGCUUCAACACUUCAAAUAUGAACAAGACACGCCACGUUGCCAGUAGAGAGUCGUUAUUUGCUAUGAGUCAACUGCCGUUAUCUUUUUCGAAGGAUGACGUAACUCAGUCUACUUUUAGAUUCUCAUCUACCUAUUCUAUGCCACGAUACUCCUUGCAUUGUAUUCCAAAAUCAGGCCCAAUCGACCAUUCGGUACGUAGUCCUCGCUCAAUAUCUGAUGAGUCUGAUGGUGCCUUGGAUAUUGAUGAUCAAUACUUCAAGCCUAAAUCAGGGAAAAAUCCUUAUACAAAGGUCUUCAUAACACCGUGUAACAAACCAGGUCAAACAGUUGCUCAUGGUAUGAAUGGUGAUAGUAGUAAUGUAAACGGUACUUUACGUAAAGUGAAUAAAUCAACAAAGAAAACUAAUCGUUGUACAAAUCCAUGCUUCUUUCGUCAUACACAUUUACAGUCUUUUGAGGAAAGGUUGGAAGUUAACUCUCAUAGAAAGUUACCACAAUUUUAUUCAUCAUAUAGUUUAGACCAUUCAACUACUUAUCACAUUCCAGCUCUUCGACAAAAUAUAAGAAUUUCAAAUAUGAUCAGUAGAACUUCAAUCGAAAUGAUUCCAUGAGAAGUAUAAUAUGAAUUACUUCUUUAUGCAUUUUUUGUGUACACUUACAACGAUAUAAAAUACACUUACCAUAUCCUAGAACUCUUUCCUAAUGUUGUUUUGUCGUUAUAAUAUGAUCCAGAAUAUAAAUUGGUUGGUUGAACAGUAAAUAUUUUAAAAUGAAUAUAUUGUUAUGUCUUGCAUUACAUUUUAUCAAUGUUGAUGGUGAGGUCAAUAUUUGGAAUCAGUGAUAUUUAUCUAAAUUUCAUGUUUGCAAAUGAUUUGUUUAUUCCUUUAUCGUCUAUAAUACUAGUUUGUAACUCUCAUCAUUAUUAAACCAUAAUGUUAAUUGUUUUCUAUCAAUGAGAUUUAAUACGUAAUUUCUUAAAUUGUAUUUUCUUAUUAAUCAAAAAAUUCAUUUUCAUUCUUAUUUUGUAUAUCCAAUUUUAGAUUAAAUUGUUUACAUUGUUUC